This is a messenger RNA of Brassicogethes aeneus, 1881 nucleotides long. Lineage: Eukaryota; Metazoa; Arthropoda; Insecta; Coleoptera; Nitidulidae. The record is from the annotation of a GenBank genome assembly.
AUGCGAUAUAAAUCCAUUAGCGCGCCGAGAGUAUUUAGAAAUAGUUUUACAUUAUGCAAAUUGCAUGGCUCGGCGAAGGAGGAGAGGGGGGAGGGGGGGGUGGAAAACACGCACUUUCCCGCAUUCCACUACAUUACGCCCGCCGAACCGUUUUGGAUCUCUUUAAUUGCCCUGCUCCCGCUUCCAAUCGAAUACGAUUCCUCUGCUUCUAGCGCUUCGCUCUUUUCGAGCGCAAUUACUUAUGCUUAUACAAGUUCCAGCAGGACAGCAUCACAACGAUGUUUGCUCCUUUUGUUUCCUGCAGACCGAAGCGAAGGAUCCGAACAAUUCCAGGCCGCCGCCAAUUUUCCGCUAAUAACUUUCCUCCACCUUGCAGGACGCCUUGUUGCAGGACAUUCCUGCCGCCGUCACGUUCGACUGGAAUGCCCUGCAAUCGUUGCGGUAUCACUUUACAUCUGUAAUGCCGGCAGCAGGAGAGGCGGCGUCGGCAGGACGCAGGUGCGAGUAUAUAAAGUAAAAUUGCAGGAAAUUUCAUCAGAUUGCAGCAAAAUGUCGUCGGCAUUGUUCAAAAACUACUUCGAUCUAACAAUGAAAAACGUUUAUUUAUCAGGUUUGUGGUUCAAACACUAUCAAAAGUCGAAACACAAAAUAUACUGGGCGAUACACUGCCCCAUCGUCAUAUCCUGUGCAAUAUACAUGACGUAUUUCGAAAUAAAGAGCGUCGCUCAAUCAAGGGAGCUAACAGAGCUUAUCAAACACUCCAGAGACCACUUGAAUCACGUGGCGGGUACUGCAAAGUUGGUCGCCUUUAUUUUCAUGCGAAAGCAGUUCUACGAAAUAUUCAGGAUUUUGAAGAGCUACGAUUUCAGCUACGAGGACUACCCAGGAUUCGAUUGCACGAAAAUUGUAAAGAAUCAGUUGAAAACCUGCCACAACUGGAUCAAAUUGUUCUAUACUUUGAUGUAUAUCAUUGCUGUUUCCAUUUGGAUUGGAGAGCAUUACAAAAUUUUCACCACUUACUCGGUUGUCCAUGAUUUUGGGACUGUUUGGAAGAUGGUGGUUGUCUUGAAUUUCUCUGUGAUUGGGCUUAUUAGUCUUGGUUGGAUCACAUUAGGUUUCGACGUCAUUUUCACUACGAUGUGCAGCUGCAUAACAGCCCAUAUAAAAAUCCUGCAGGGCGCAUUCAGAACCAUUCGGCCGAGAUGUCUGAUGCGCCUGAACCUCUCGAACCAAAAUUACCUCCACGAUCCCGAGGAAUUGCAGAAAGAAACCAUGGAAGAAAUGAAGAGAUGCAUCAAACAUCUACAGGCGAUCAUAGAAGCCAGCGAAAAAGUCGAAUACGUUUACAACAAGCAGGCCCUGGUGCAAACUAUGAUAUCGCUUCUGGAGAUUUGUUUUUCUCUGUAUUUAAGUUCUAUUGGAGAUGAGGAUAUAGCAAUGAAUGUAUCUUACUUACUAGCAACUCUUUUUCAACUUUUGAUAUACUGCUGGCAUGGAAAUGAGUUAACUUUAGCUCUAGGCUUGCCCAUUGGUAUUCUGGAGACGGCCGCUGGGGGCAGUGGCGGCCACUCCGUUCGUCUUUUGUUAUUUGGCGGGCGGCCGUGCGUGAUGCCGCCUCCGCCGCGCCGUCGACCCCUCGAUUCCGCCAGGAUUCAAAUAUUUGACCUUUUAGGCGAUCGCAGAUGCAUUUCGGGAGCGGAUGUUCGCUCGAAGAAAUCUGUUAAUGAAAAGAGCUCUUCUUUGUUUUGGGCUGUUUAUUUUGCGGAAAAUGUACUUAAUUUACAUUAUAUACAGAGUGGCGUUGAGGAACCUCUUAGAAUUGAAAUUAGGCGUUUAUAUAUAAACAAUCACAAGUUUCUGACAAUACCACAAUACACCUAA